Messenger RNA from Seminavis robusta, 363 nucleotides. The record is from the annotation of a GenBank genome assembly. Lineage: Eukaryota; Bacillariophyta; Bacillariophyceae; Naviculales; Naviculaceae.
AUGGACAAGCUCAUGGACAAAACUACUACUACCAUUGUGGAACAAGUGGCAACCUCCGUCUGCCGGGCUCUCCUUCCAGUCCAAUUGUGCUUGCAAGAUUUGCUGCCGCGCAUGGGUAAUGGAGUCCAGGAUGCUAGCACUCCAAGAAACGACGGGGUCCAAUUCCGUGUUGGGUGUGUUCUUGAUCAGCUCCAUCAAGCACAGACAGAUUUGCAACUAUUUGCCCAAUUUCAAAUUGCUCUCUGCCGUAAUCCAUGCUCCAUGGUAGUUGUGGAAGCUACCAAUGAGUUCUUGGGAGCGCUGGAGGCAUUGGAAAUUAAUGGAAUUGGGCUUGGCAGAGAAGCCUCUGACCAUUAUGCUUGA